UAGAAGUUCGCGAUCACGUUUUGACGUCUCUCCCGUUACGUCGCCGCACCUCUGCUCCAUCUACUUCGUUGCCAUUCUCCUCUUCUCCGCUGUCGCCAUUUCCCCGCGCAGGAGACGGAGAGAGGAGUGUAAAAUUUGUGCAAUUUAUUGUUUAUUAAGAUAAAUUGACAGACAGAUUCACAGACCAACAGGACCGGUGAAAUUCGCGGAGACGCGCUCGCGCGGCGAGGCAGGUGAAACGCAACAACGAGGCAACAGACGAGAGUGCACACGGUGCAAUUGCAUUCCAACAAAGCACAGAACGUGCAUGUACAAAGAAGUCCGGAGCUUUUACUUUUAUUUUAUCAUUUAUUUCAUUAGUUUAAAUUUAACUAUGGCCGAAGGAAAUGGGGAACUCAAAAUGGAAGAAAAGCAGUCGAAGGAGGAAAUGGAGUACGUGGAAAGAACGGAGGAUUACGCAAAGCUUAUUCAGUAUGGACUCGGCGAAAAAGUGGCUGCUAAAUUAGAUGAAAUUUAUAAAACUGGUAAACUUGCUCAUGUCGACCUCGACGAGAGAGCUCUGGACGCCCUCAGAGAAUUUCCUGUUGAUGGAGCGCUACAUGUUCUCACGCAGUUUUUGGAAUCCAAUCUUGAACAUGUGUCAAAUAAAUCCGCGUAUCUUUGUGGCGUUAUGAAGACCUAUAGACAAAAAAGUAGGGCAGGCCAGAGUACGGGAACUAGUACAACUCCCAAAGCUCCAGAUGAAGACAAAAUUAAGAUGAUACUCGAAAGGACCGGCUACCCAUUAGAUGUGACCACUGGUCAACGAAAAUAUGGUGGUCCGCCUCCAAAUUGGGAAGGACCUACUCCUGGAAAUGGUUGUGAGGUAUUCUGUGGAAAAAUACCUAAAGACAUGUAUGAAGAUGAAUUAAUUCCACUUUUUGAAAAGUGUGGAAAAAUCUGGGAUUUGAGGCUUAUGAUGGAUCCUAUGUCUGGUACCAACAGAGGAUAUGCUUUUAUUACUUUUACUAAUCGUGAAGCAGCACAACAAGCAGUUAGAGAGCUGAAUGAUUAUGAGAUUCGGAAAGGCAAAAAGAUUGGUGUUACCGUAUCUUAUAACAAUCACCGCUUGUUUGUGGGAAAUAUUCCAAAGAAUCGAGACCGAGAUGACUUGUUCGAAGAGUUUACAAAGCACGCACCCGGCCUGACCGAGGUGAUAAUCUACAGUUCGCCUGAUGAUAAAAAGAAAAACAGAGGAUUUUGCUUUUUGGAAUAUGAAUCUCAUAAAGCAGCCUCUUUGGCGAAAAGAAGACUCAGCACAGGUCGUAUCAAGGUCUGGGGCUGUGAUAUUAUAGUAGAUUGGGCUGAUCCUCAGGAGGAACCCGACGAACAAACUAUGGCUAAAGUAAGAGUGCUUUAUGUUAGAAAUUUGACACAAGAUUGUUCAGAAGAAAAAUUGAAGGAGUGCUUCGAGCAGUAUGGAAAAAUUGACAGGGUGAAGAAGAUCAAAGAUUAUGCAUUUGUACAUUUUGAAGAUAGAGAUAACGCUGUUAAGGCAAUGCGGGAACUUCAUGGAAAAGAAAUUGGCGGCUCUCACAUAGAAGUUGCUUUGGCAAAACCACCAUUCGAUAAAAAGAAAAAAGAAGACAUGCUGAGAGCAAGGGAAAGAAGAAUGAUGCAGAUGUUGCAAGGACGUGGCGGAAGUUCUCCAUCACAUCCGAGCAUGAUUGGCGGACCUAUGCCAGUUCGAGGAUCUGGUCAAGGUCCUCGAGGAGCUGCCGGAAGCAUGAGACCACCCAUGGGUCGCGGUGAUUACACUCUCAAGGAAAUAGAUUAUGAUUACGACUAUUACGGUUAUGGGGAUUAUCGAGGUGGCUACAGUGAUCCAUAUUACGAUGACUAUUAUCGAUACGAAGAUUACUAUUUCGAUUUUGCGCCGCCUCCGCCGCCUGCCAGAGGGAGAGGCAGGCAGCCUCAACCGGCUGGCCGUUGCCGUGGACCGGUAGCCCGUGGCCGAGUGGUCGGUGGCCCCCAAACCCGUGGCCCAGUCAGGGGGGGACGCAUCCCCGCAACAUCAGGGGUCCGUGGGGCCCAGCGGCCAGCCGCUCGUGGGGGGGUCCGCGCCAAGGGAAGUUUACCAGGUGAGGAUGCAGGUAAGCGAAAGUUUGACGGGGGUCACCAGAACCAGGGGGAAUCUAAACGUCGCUUCCAGAGCAGCUGGGGAAACCAGCCCCUCGCCCAACAACCACUGGGCAAUACGUACGGAUUGGCGAGUGUAAACGGUGGCGGUGGCGGUGGUAGUGGCGUCAGUUUUACGGAUAGAUCAGGAGCAACAGGCGCUACAGCCGGUGAUGAUUACGAGUGGUAUCAAGACUUUUCCAACUCGUGGAGCUAACUUUCGCCGGUUAUCUGCGAUGCAACCAAUUCAUUUAAUCGAAUUGAAAUACACUGAUUAUUAAAUUUUAAUAUAAAACUAAAUAUUAUAAAUUUAAAAAAAAAAAAAAAGACGGACAUUUAACGCAUUCCGGCGUUGUAAUGAGCCUCGAAUUACGUGCAACAAAAAACUCAUGAAAGACAAAAAGAAAUUUUAAAAAGUAUAAAAAAAAUGUUUAUAGAGAACAAAAAUAUGUUACAGCGCUGAUCCAUCGUUUCAAAAAAAAAAAAAGAAAAAAACUAAUAUCCGAACUCGCGAGUUUUCCUCUCGCUCAGAGGAUCGCAAGAUUUGCAUAAGGAGAGAGAGAAUUAAAAGAAUGAUAAUUUUUUGUUUAGAAGGGCGAGAGCAAAAGAUUCUUCAAAUUUUUAACAUCCAUCCGUCAACGAUGCUGCUUCUCAUCUCGCGAUUAAUAUAGUAAUUGUAAAUGUAACUUUUUGAUUCUCAAACGUCAAGUAAAAAUGUAAUAUUAGGUGAUAAAAGAGUUGUAAAUGCGCGCGAGAGGUCGAAAAAAUUUAAACAUAAAAAAAUUAUAGAUGAUUUAGAGUCAAAAUAAAUGCCACACCACCGUCGUCCACCGCGCGCAGUUGUUGUGAUUUUUAUGUACAGUGAUGUGCCACUGGGACUUUAUUAUUACAUCGGAGUGACCACCCACCCACCCCGUACUAUUAUUAAUAAUAUAAAUUGUAAUAUCGUAAUCGUAAGGUAACCACUACUGCAUUGUCACAUUGUUUACUGCCAAGCGAGAGAGUGAUUUAGGAUGAUUAAAAACGCGCAAAUAUGCUUAAAUGUUAAUUGAGAUAAAAGAAAAACAUAAGAAAUUGGAAAAAAAAUGUUUUGAAGUGAUAAUUAGAUAUGUUAACAAUUUUGGAUUGUGAUGGUUCGUAUUUAAGUUAAGCGGUUAUAAAAAAAAAGCGUGAUAGCUCGUGGUUGUAGUAGCAAUGUUUUUCGAGUUAUGUUUUGUUUGUUUGUUUUUUUUUUAUUUCAAAAAAGAGAAAAGACUACUCAUUGCAUGGAUAGGGGAGGGUUGAUUGGAACGAUAAGAUUAGUAAAAAUGCGUGAAAGAGAGCGAACGUUAAAAUUUAUAGGAAUGAGUGAGUGUUAGUGAACAGACGUUUGGAAGACUAAGAAAAAUUGUUGUACAAGCAUAUGUGGUUAGUCAAGAAAAAAGAGCGCGUCUAGAAUAAUAAGAAAAAUUAAAGGGCAUCCCCCUGAUAUGUGUGCAUGUAUGCGUCGUAAAAAAGAUUAAGAGUGCGCGCCAAGCGCCGUUAGACCUUCUAUUGUUGGUCUAUAAUAAUGUGUACAGUCAGUGAAACUAUUAUUAUUAAGGGUCAGGAAAGUUUUCGGCUGCAAAAACGUUGACAAUCGAUAUAGUGUUUGUCAAUGUUUUUGCACUGGCGAAUUGUUCUUUAACUUUUGUUUUUUCUUAUUUUUUAUUAUCGUGAUUAUGACAUUAGUUCAUACACGAUUGAUGUGAUCAAUUCGAGUUCGAGAGGGAGAGAGAGAGUGAGAAAGGAAGAAAGAGAGAGAGAGCGAAAGAGAGAAGAAAAAAAUGGUAUUGCUCACAUAUUGAUGAGACUAAAAAAAAUUGUGAGAUAUAUAGAAAAGUGAUUUGUACAUUUUAAAAUGAAUUUCAAUGGCAGUAUCCAUUUCAAAAAUGGAUAAAAAAAUUUUUUAGAUCAUUCAUCUCUAAAUUAUAUUCUGUAUACUGUAUUUAUUUGAACGCAUUUUUUUACAAAAUGCGUUUUCUUUUUAUAAAAAAAUUAAGAUGAAUUUUUAAUAUUGCCUGAUGGAAAUUGGAUAUAAUCCAAGGCAAAAUAUUUUUUAAAUGAGAUAAAAAAAAAGGCGCGACUAUUGCGUCUCGAAUUUGUUAUAAUUCGAACUCGACUGGCAACCGAAUUGAUAAUGAUAGUUACAGAUUGAGAAAAAAUUAGUGAUGCUUAAAAGCGUAUACGGAAUUAUGCAUGAGAAAAAUUCUUAAGAAAAAAGGAAAAAAAAACACAUACAAGCGCACGACUUUUUGAGUGUUGAGACUCGUUGUUAUUGUUAGCCUGUUAGUUAAUUAGUAAGAGUUGUAAGUGCGGGUUGUAAGUUGGUCCCUGUCCCUGGAGCCCAAACAUCCCCCCUGUUCUGGAGAUAACAAAAAAAAUAUUUCAAACUAAAAACGGAUAUGCAAAUGCAAAAAUAACGAUUAUGACAAAAAAAAUAUAUCGAAAAGAAUACAAAACUAAUCUACAUGAUAAUCUGAUAUAAUAGCCGUGAGAAAAAGAAAGACAGCAAUUAAAUAAAUAAAAAUAAUAAAAAAUAAAAAAUUAACGGAUAUUAGGAAUAUCAAUGGAAUAGAAAAAAAAAAUGCAACGCUGACACACGCACCCGCUGAGAAGUGAAAUUGAUUUUUCAGAUGUAAAGAAAAAUUGACAACAAAAAAAAAACAAUCAAUUAACAUAAACAUAAAAAAAACAAAAAAAUAAUGCAGAUGGAGUUGAAACAACUGACAAUCGAUUAGCCCUGUUUAUUAUUAUAUUAUAAUUAAUUAAUUAUCAAUUAUUUUUACAACAAAUUUAAUUGCCGAGCACUAACAACUGUUUAAAGAAAAAAAAGAGUAGAUGAAGAAACCCCCUUUUCACUGGUCUUGUGUCCCCAUGCAAUCAGACAAUUUGUAAAUGAAUGCAGCACAAUUAUGGACGUAUACAGUUUACAGAAAAAAAUUAAAAAAUAAUAAAAAAAAAACAAAAAAAAAAUAAUGAUCAUAAAUAUUGGCUAUCAAACUAACUUUGAGUACAUAUUAAUAAAUAUUCAUGGAUAAUCUAACAAUGAACAAUUAAAUCUUAAUGGGAUUUGCAUCGUAAGAGUAGAUAGAAAUUGAUGCAUUUGACAUCCAAGCAUAAGAAAAAAUAUGGCGAUAAAUGUUUAAAAAAAAAAAAACGAAAAUAAUCGCUCGCAAACCCUUUUUUAUUUAUGAGCAUGUUUUGUUACUUUUUAUUCAUGUUUUACUUAAUUAUAAUCUUGUUUGCCCCCGACCACAAUUAUUAUAGAUUAACUUUAUAUUGAAAGUUAUAAUGAAAAAUACCAUCAAAUUAAAUGGAAGGGGGUUAGAUCGCAACUAGUUAUUAUAAUAUUAAUGAUUGAUUGAUUAAUAAUCCCCCGCAAAGAUGGAAGAAAUGAAAUUCCCUGUAUCCCUGCCUUAUUAAUUAUUAUUUGCCUCAUAUUUUACAACAAUAAUCAUUGUACAAGAUCUGUAUUGUCGUGAAAUUUAUUCUUUUUUUCAUUUAAAUUAAUUAUAAUUACCUAUUUUACCUAAAAGACCGUGAAAAUAAUACUAUACCCACGUCCUAAAAUCCUUUUUUUAUUUUACCUUCCUACCUAUUUAUGAAAGCAUAAUAUUGAGGAUAUAAUAAUAUUAAUAUUAACAAUAUAAUAAGGAUGCUAUUGCUAAUCAUACUGAGUGGGUUUUUGUGACAUGAUAAAUAUUUCCGUAUAAACAAUAUUAAAAAAUAAAAAAAGCGAGGAAAAAUACCUUAUGCAGUAAAUUAAGGAGAUACCAAACAUAUAAGGGAUUAAUAAAAAAAAUUGAAAUUAAAUUAUACCUUCUUUACUAAGAAAUUCAAUUGUAAUUGAUCUAAAAAAAAACGUAUAAAAAUAUUAAUAGUUGGAUUGUAAAAGGCAAAAUGUAAUAGAAAAAAAAUCUAAAAAUUAUUAUUGAUGAUGUAGAUUGUUCGACUUGCGGGGGCAAGGAAACCACAAGUGGCGAGAGGCUGAGGCAGCUCACGGUGACGAGACUUUAGACUGAUCUAGGUACUAGCGUUAUAAUAUUGACCCUAGCCCGUUAACCCGGACGCUUCGAAUGCUUACAUUCUUUUUUUUUCACCUCAACCCUCAAUCACCUCCUUUGUUCCUUUUAGUUUUUAAUCUUUAUCAUUCCUACCUCCUUGGAAUCCUUCCAAAGUCCUCUAUUUUGUUGCAAACAAAUUUGUAUUUCAUACAAGCAUUUGGAGCGCCUGAGGGGGUCGAAGGUCGCAUUUAGGAUAAUGCACCACUGUGACUGGCGAUGCCCCGGACCGCGCGCCCUAUUACUUUUCUAUUUUUUCUACUUUAUUGUUUUUCUCUAAUUUUUGGCAAAUGUCCUAAUUUACUCGCGACCAAGCGCAUCUGCUGGGAUACUAUAAUAUAUUAGUAGACUAAUAAGAUGAUGAAUUUUUUUUUCCUAUCUUUCUUUCUCUUUCAUAAGUCGCGUGGGCAUAUUUCUGAAAGAAUGAACAUCUUUGUGGAAGAAAUUUCUAUCUAUUGAAUUGGAGCUAGUAAAGUAAAAUAAUUAAAA
This is a messenger RNA of Chelonus insularis, 6728 nucleotides long. RefSeq names its product heterogeneous nuclear ribonucleoprotein R-like (gene Syp). The transcript has 14 exons. The record is from RefSeq and is a predicted model, not a curated record. NCBI's taxonomy places the organism in Eukaryota, Metazoa, Arthropoda, Insecta, Hymenoptera, Braconidae. The coding region runs from base 308 to 2374 and encodes 688 amino acids. Gene Ontology annotation, molecular function: mRNA binding. Gene Ontology annotation, cellular component: ribonucleoprotein complex; nucleus.